AUGGCCUCAAAACACCCGUUAAGGCGGUCGUGCGCCUUCUGCCGAGCUCGCAAGAUCAAGUGCUCCAACGAGACCAUCUGCGAAGCAUGUCGGAGGCAAGGGGCAGACUGCAUCUACGAUUUUGAGCCACCCCGCCCCAAGGCCCGUACAAUCAGCCAAGACGGCUCUAGAUCAGAUCUCACUGGGUCUACCGGGUCAACAGGCAUCAACAGACAGCGCUCGUCAACGACAGGCUCGCCAGCUGGCAGCCCUGUUGGCACCGUUCCCGAGGAGACCACCCCCGUGGAGGAUGGUGAUAACGUUGCUCGAGCUCUUGAGCAAAAGUUCUACGAGAACUUCUCUACAGAUGUCGGCCCCCGCUCCAAUCCCUGGCAGGAGAGGAUAUCGGCUUACCACCGGUCCAUCCAACACUCCGCCCGGGGCCGCAACGAGAGUCUUUCGGCAAAGUUCAACCCCAAGAAUGUCAAGUACACAGGCAUCCUUUCUCUCCUGACGCACGACCUGGUCGGGCUAGUCACGGAGCAGUUCGGCUCCCUUGGAUGCCACCACGUCGAAGAUGGGGGCGCCAGGUUCUUCCUGUCUGGUCUUAUUGGCGACGAAACGCAAACCAUGUUCGACAAUGUUCCCUUGGGAGGCAACCCCCUUUCAGAGUACGGACAACGUCAACAGACACAGCUCAUCGACGUGUGGUUUUCGGUGCAUCCCCUGUCUUUCUUAGUCUCCAAGACGUUGCUGCUUAGGGAGCUGCGAGACGGCACCCACGACGAGAUUCUUUUGGCAACCAUGCUCGCAGACGCCAACUUCAGCAUCGGUGACGAAGUUGCCGUCGCUCGCGGCCACGUUCUACUGCGGUGGGCUACCGCCCAGCUCCGAACCCGGUCCCUCCGAUCCAAUCAGCCCUCUCCCACCAGCGGUGUCGCAGCGGACCCGAGUCGCAUGUACAGCGGUAUCUCGACCAGGAUAUUCAGCGGCAUCUCGACAGCCCAGGCGCUCAUGCUUCUGGGAUGGAAUGCGUUAUGCUCUUUCCAAAUUCGUCGGGCUACAUGCUACAUUGGCCUGGCGGGUAGGAUCGCCACCGAGAUCAAGGAACAGAUAUCGAGCACGGCCGCGCCUUUGACAUCUAGCCGCAUCAACGGGAUCGACGUCUUCGAUGUGGAGAAGGAAAUCGUCGCUUACCUGUACUGGACCACCUACUCUCUAAGCCUAUGGGCUUUCAUCCAGAUGGGCAACGGGCACUUUCCUGCCUUGCUCCCAACGUCGCUGACGUCCAUCUUCCUCCCUGUCACAGAGGCCUCAUCAGCUAUUAUCCAGCUCGAUCUGGUGUCGGAAAACUUCAGCACUCUCCAAAAACAAAAGGCAGUUAUCCGAGAGAUGUGGCCGUUGGCCCAUAUUGUGAGCGUCAUCGCCUACAUUUUCGCACUGUAUCCUCAAGAUUCGGAUAACACCGAGUCGCCGGCCACACGGUUCUGGCAAGAGGCGCCGCUGCUGGCUUUGCAGAGGAUUCAGCAAGGCAAGCCGACUCAGGACAUUGCGUGUGUCUGCCGCGAGAUCAACAGAGUCCUGAUGGAGAGUAUUCACAUUCUCAACAGGCAAGUGACUGAGGUGUCGUCACGGAGUCUUGUUCUGCUUGUCUACCACACAAUGGCCAUUCACUUCCUCUUCCCCAUCAUACCGCAGGGCAGCGUUGAUGAACCCAUGACCCCGGAGGUUCUUGAGAGGUUCCUGGGAUCUGCUCAGGAGAUUCUGCAGAUAUUUUCCCUCGUCUCCGACCAGCCGCAGGAUCUGUUCAGCAUCACACCCUCACUCCGUUCGUCAUUCCCGGACGUCUUUUGCCUGGCCAUGGACACAUGCGCCCGGGCAAUGACGCUCAUCGACAAGAAGAAGCGGACCGGCGGGCUCCUUGUGGACCUGCCCACAAUGCACGCAUACGAUGGGCGGUUGCAGCUCUUAGCGACGAGGCUAUACGCCACCUGCCAAAACGACUUCCUCAACCAGGGUCGCUCCUUGCGCCAGGUGCGCAAGCACCUGCGAUCAUGUGUCAGGAUUUACGGAGGAGGCGGCUCCCGAUCUGGGUCUAGCUCGUCCAGCUCUGGGUCUUCGGGUGUGCCGUCACCCAUGCACCACCACAGUCCACCACCCAUGAUGCAGGCGUCGUCUUCGUCCGACUCGGACGCCAUGUCAACGGCCACAACUGCCGUUCUGGGCUCGUCGGCGUCCUCCUUUGUCUCGCCAAUGGACACGACAGUGCCGCCAGCCUUGCAGUCGUCCCUGCCGUCGUCGGAGUCGUCGGGGCGCAGCAGCGGCUCAACCAACCCGUUCAGCCCCAUUGACGAGAUGCACAAGCCCGAGUGGCACUCUGCAGACGAGCUCUUCCACACCGUCCUUGACCCGAGUGCUCUAGGCAACGGCGCCGGCGACCACCUCAGCGUGUCUGACUUGGUCGACAUGCAGAACGCAUGGUACCCGCAGGUGCCCAACGUCAUGGACUUUGACAUUGCUGGUCCCAUGGCGGGUGUGCAGUGGGACUGGCCCGAGGUUGGGGGCGGCGUGGACGCAACAACUACGACGGCGGCCGCGGCAUCUGACAUGGAGUCAGUGCUGUAUUACUUUGAGAAUGGCCACAACAAGCGACCCUGCUGA
Molecule: messenger RNA, 2640 nt
Organism: Purpureocillium lilacinum
Lineage: Eukaryota; Fungi; Ascomycota; Sordariomycetes; Hypocreales; Ophiocordycipitaceae
Biological process (GO): regulation of DNA-templated transcription
Cellular component (GO): nucleus
Molecular function (GO): DNA-binding transcription factor activity, RNA polymerase II-specific; zinc ion binding
Source: RefSeq, a predicted model, not a curated record